Amoebophrya sp. A120 is the source of this 2399-nucleotide messenger RNA. The record is from the annotation of a GenBank genome assembly. Lineage: Eukaryota; Dinophyceae; Syndiniales; Amoebophryaceae.
AUGGCGGUCGUGGCGAUGGCACAGCCGUUAUGAAAGUGCACAUAGCUCCCCCUCCCCCUCAUUUGUCUUGCAUGAACAGCAAUACAAGUCAAGCGUCUGCAAGAAUACAGGUUUUGCAUGACAAAUUAGUAAAUUUGGACAGGAGUGUAGUGCUAUUUGGGCUUCCAAAGCUUGUCAUGCAUAAUAGUGACAGGAGGGAAAGCGUGGAGUUGGUAUUUUGCAUGAGAAAUGAGGUGGAACGGGAGUUGUGCACUCUCAUAGCCGUCUAUCCAAGAAAAAAACUGUGUUAGUGUAGGUCUUUUGGGAAAACAGCAUCACAAGUUCGUCUGCCAUGACAGGAAAAACUUGUCAUGCGCAGAUAGGACGGGAAAACACGUAGGAAGCGAGCCUAUCAUGCAUGUAGAGCAUGACAAGCGUAACUGUUUUGCAUUUUCUGCAUCACAGACUUACACUUACACAGUUUUUUUCUUGCAUACCGUCGCGCUGUGUUGUGGCGACGAGGACCACGACCUCGUAUCAAAUGCAAAUAUGUCUGGGUCUGGAAGGUUGCAACUUGUGAUGCUGUCCUUGGAUUCUAAAAAAGUUUGUAUUGCAUGACCAGCAAGAGGGGCUCAGUUUGUGCUACGCAGGAAGGGCAUUUCUCAUGCGGAAUACGCAUCAGAAAGCUCUCUGCAAAUCUGUGAUGCUAGGCCACGCAUUACAGGAAUCAUGGGUCAUGCAAAAUGUGCAUGAGCAUGAGAUGACAACCCUAGCAUCUCUCCAGACCCAAACAUAUUUGCAAUUGAUACCUAGGCCGUAAGUACAACACUCUUCCUGGCGAGUGCUGUGGCAGUGGUGCAGAUUGUACGCAGCGGAAAUAACUGUAGUUCUUUCCUCGGCAGUAGUACUAGCGUGGUCACCUGCAUCAACGCGUGCUCCUCCUGGUUGCAAACUAGCACAGUGUCACCAGACUCUCGGCAGAGCAUAUCCAAGAAAAAAACUGUGUUAGUGUAAGUCUUUUGGGAAAACAGCAUCACAAGUUUGUCUGCCAUGACAGGACAAACUUGUUAUGCGCAGAUACAAAGGGAAAACACAUAGUAAGCGAGCCGGUCAUGCAUGUGGCGGUUUCGCUCUACCAUACGUUUCGGUGUGAUUUGCAUACAAAAUACAAUGCAUUUUCUUCCGCUCUCUCAUUGGGAAAUCCGCGAACUCCGGCGCAUCGAAACGGGCUGGCGAUUGCACGACGUCGACACCGACCCCGGCUAUGAAUACAAAAAAAGCAUACAAAAUCGUAUGUAUUGAUACAAUUUGCAAUAUAUACGGGGAAGCGCAUCGAAACUACCGCGAAACGCUUUCCCGCCCAUACUAGAUAGCGCAUCGAAACUGCUCAGAUGCGCUGCUUCCAUGUACUUCGCAGAAGCUUUUGCUUCAGAUAAGUCGAGAGGAAAAACGAGCAUGUCGAGGGAAAAGCGAACGAGCAAGGAAGUCGGUCCGCCUAGGCUUGUACCUUAGCACCCUGCCCCGCAGGGCUAGAACCACCCCCCCCCCCGUGGCUGCAUGUGAUUUCGCCUGGCCAUUGCGAUUUUUCCACAGUGUCCCCGAGAAGAUUGCCGCGACACUUAGCGAAGCGCCCCCGCUUUGUUUGAAACACAUAGCGACUAUAAGCAGCGGCCCUGCCUCCCAAGGUCGUUGUAGGUUGGUAAUCAGUGAACCGAGAAACGAAAAAAGCCUUUGCGCUUUAAAAGCAAAAACUAUGAACGCCAGCGAGGCAGCGCGUGGCGACCCCCAAUGUCGCGCAUACUAUGCGCGGAACAAGAGACGCGCCGCUCCGUAUCGCGACCUAGCAGAUCUUCUUCUAGGUUCGCUCUACCAAUACAUAUUUCACACCGAAACUACGGUAGUAGCGAAACGACGUCAUGCAUCUCGAGCAUGACAAGUGUAACUGUUUGGCAUUUUCUGCAUCACAGAUUUACACUUACACAGUUUUUUUCUUGCAGAAGUUCCACUUAGUCCUCCGAGCAACAAUGUACGAAACAAAAAGAACAACCAGCGAGUAUCCUGAGUAAAAACGUACCCACACCAGAGUUGUCAUGCAAAUCUGCAUGCUUAAAAUGUUUGUCAUGCGGAGCCCCAUGAGAAGCAUUUUCUAAGGGUGUUUUGAAAUUUGUCAUGCUCCAAUCAGCAUGAGAGACUAGAUCUGUAAUGCUGCUGAACUAGCUCAAACAGCACUACACUACGCGUCCAAAUUUGUCAUGCGAAACAAGCAAAGUUGGCCGAUUUGUCUAGCAGAUUUUCCAUCUUGACUCUGGUGUGGGUACGUUUUUACUCAGGAUAGCGAGAUGGCAAAAAAUAUCAGCGAGUCGACAAGGCCUGGUCUGCUGCAAACCUGGAAUCCGUUACGGCAAGCGGAGGAGUGGUAA